UUGGAUUGUAUGCUGAGAAUACAAAAAAAAGGAGGAUGAAGAUUUAUGUACCAUCAGGUCCUAGAGCCUCUGACUGAUGGAGAUAUACACAGAUCUGAAAAACUGGAGAUAUGGCCAAGAAGAGGAUCUGUGCAGGGUGCUCUCACAGUUGGCCUUGUGCGACAGUGUCAAACCAUCCAUGGACGUGACAGGACCUGUAUUCCUCCACGGCUGCCUCCCGAGUGGGUCACUACGUUAUUUUUCAUCAUAAUGGGAAUCAUUUCACUAACUGUCACAUGUGGCUUGCUGGUGGCUUCCCACUGGCGAAGAGAAGCUACUAAAUAUGCCCGCUGGAUAGCUUUCACUGGAAUGAUUCUAUUCUGUAUGGCAGCCCUAAUAUUUCCAAUAGGAUUUUACAUCAAUGAAGUUGGAGGUCAACCAUAUAAAUUACCCAAUAACACAGUGGUUGGGUCUUCGUAUGUACUGUUUGUCUUAUCAAUUUUCUUUACAAUAGUGGGACUUCUAUUUGCUGGCAAAGUUUGUUUACCUGGCUGAUGAAUGUCUGGACUGCAGGACUUUAUUUUGGAAAAGAGCAAGACAUCAGAAUUGCAUUCUCAGGAGGAUGCCUAAAUCACAUUAUCAAACACUGACUGAAAAGAGGAAUGCUCUGACUUGUUCUCACUAUGCACUUUGGAUGAAAAAAAGGAGAGCCUUUCCCAUAACCAAAUACAGACCACGCUGACUAAUCUCCUGAGCAUACUCCAAUGCAGUCAGGUCUGCACUGUGAUAGGAACUAGUGAAGAAUGCUUUCCACUGAGAAGCAUAACGCCCCACCUUACUGGACUGUUCCUGUUUUUAACGUCUAACAAUUUGGAAGUCAAAGUAUUUAUGAACUUUGUGGUGGACCAGAGGGUUGCAGAGGAAUUCAAGUGAGGCUGGCCUCGCUGUGUAGGAGAUUAGUGUUUUACAUCUUCCUUCUGAUGAGCAAAGCCUUUGGCAUCAAUGUGGAUCAAUCCUGCAUUACUGCACCAAGAAGCCAAUAGAUCAAAACAUGUUCUCUCAAUGUAUGUAACAGCAGAAACACAUACAUCCCCUGCUCCCCCAUAAGCUCUAGGAAACACUAAGGAACAUUU
This is a messenger RNA of Ficedula albicollis (Collared flycatcher), 1112 nucleotides long. RefSeq names its product chromosome 14 open reading frame, human C16orf52 (gene MOSMO). Bases 46 to 534 code for a protein of 162 amino acids. Gene Ontology annotation, cellular component: ciliary membrane; Golgi apparatus. Gene Ontology annotation, biological process: negative regulation of smoothened signaling pathway. The transcript is spliced from 4 exons. NCBI's taxonomy places the organism in Eukaryota, Metazoa, Chordata, Aves, Passeriformes, Muscicapidae. The record is from RefSeq and is a predicted model, not a curated record.